GACGACAAACCGCGGACGAGCCGAGUGCGGGAAAGCCCGGUCGCGUAUCAUAGUUACUGUCGACCGAUCCGAGGUAUACCGUGUGUCCGCACAGAACGAGGAGUAACAACCGUGGGAUAAAAAAAAAAGAUAAGGGAGGGGGUGAUCCCGAUUGUGAACGUCGAGGCAGAUCGUUUCGUGACCUUGGUGCGCGCCACACUUUGCGUCCUUCUUUGGAGUAAUUAAAGGAGGAUUCGGUGCAUCAUCCCCGGAUCGGUUGCAUCGGGAUACAAUAAAUUCUGCGCGCGGGGGGACCGCUCGUCUAGAUUGAUCAACUCGGCCGUGAUCCGCCGGUUUUGCGUUCGAUGAGAUAUCCGCGCGGCGAAGUAUCCACACAAGGCAAAAUAAUGUGAUAUCACAGUGUUGGAAGGAAGAAGAGAAAGGAAAAAGGGAAGAGACGGAAAGAAAUUGGUGAGUGCGCGACGAGAACGCCGCAACGAACAGGUUGCAACGAGAGGGUUGCAACGACGGAUAACGCGGGAGUAUGCGCGACUCCUGGUAGCAUCAGGCUGGAAGAUGAGCGGGACGACGACGGAUGAUUAUUAAGCAAAGGAAGUACCGGGAGAAGGGGAUGCACCGAGGUGUUCCAUGAGAUGUCAGUGGAUUCAGGGACAGUUACGCCGUCGUCGUCGUCGUCGUCGUCAUCAUCAUCAUUGUUGUCGUCGUGAUCAUCAUGAGGAGGUCCUCCUACGUCAACUACUACGUCCUGUGCCUCGUGUGCUGGAUCCUAUUAGGUAUUACCGGGGUGAGUACGAGAUCUCAUUCGUUGGUGAAGAGGUUCGACGGGAUUUACACGGGGCCUUACUUUGACUCGAACACUCCAACGAAUAUCACAGCGCAGCUGGGCACUCACGCUUACCUACCGUGCAAAGUGCGGCAGCUUGGUAACAAAUCAGUUUCCUGGAUCAGAAGAAGAGAUUCGCAUAUUCUCUCGGUGGAUAGAACCAUGUUCAUUCCGGACGAAAGGUUCCAGGCGAUUUUCGGGGAGGCGGACACGUGGACGCUGCAAGUGAAAUAUGUCCAAGCGCGCGACGAAGGCGAGUACGAGUGCCAAAUCUCGACAGACCCGAAAAAGAGUCACAUCAUCAAGCUCAACAUCGUCGUGCCAAAGAUCGAGAUCUUGGGGGAUCGUGACAUGUACGUGAAGACCGGAAGUACAGUCGCAAUACGAUGCGUGAUAAAGCAAUCCCUCGAGGGCCCGUUCUACGUUUUCUGGUACCACGAGGGCGAUCGCGUUCUAAAUUAUCAGCUGGGCAAGAUCGACAUUCAAACGAAGAGGAUCGAUCAAGAUACGGUGAGCAGCCUCGUGAUUCACAACGCGAGGCGAGAGGACUCGGGUAACUAUACUUGCAGCCCGAGUAACCUGGAUAGCGCGAGCGUGCAGCUGCACGUGCUAAACGGGGAACAUCCCGCGGCGAUUCAGAGAGGUAUCAGUUCAGCGCCGGGUGGCUAUCCCACUCUGUGGUGGCUGGCAGGAGUGGUAACAUUGUACUCGAGUCACGGCAGCCGCCCGUUCGUCCUCGUUCUUCUGAUCCUUAUGGUUCUCUACUCGAAAAAUCCAUCUUACUUUGCGACGGAACGAUAAUCAGGCAAGAGCGCAAGGAUGAAAUACGCGUAUAAUCGAUUAUCUCCUGCUACGAGACCCCGACUACCUCGAGAGAAGAGAUCCUCGAUGUUGCGGACCGAUUUCUCGAGAUCAGAAACAAAAAAGACGAAGGUGACAGGAUUAAAAAGACGGAAGGUAAAAUGAUAGAGAGAAAAAGAGAGAGAGAGAGAGAGAGAAAGCGAAGAAUAAUGAUUGUGGUGGUAGUAUGUUUUUUCUCGAAGUAAGAGUUAGAGGUUUAUCUCGAUUAUCGAGACAGUGAUCCGGCCGUUAGAAAUUAGGACUUAGUUAAUUAUAUAAAUUCUUGUUAAAUUGCUGCGAGAACUAUACGCGCUGGAGAAGCUAUGAAAUUUUUGACACUGUCAAAAAUAUAAAUUAGGUCGAGUUUGAAUAAAUGAACGGGUGGUCCGUGAACAGUGAAGCGUUUAAAAAUUUUCAGUAAAAAAUGGAUCGCGAAUAAAAUGACAAUUUUAUGCGCGCAUAAAGCUCCCCGUUUACUGAUCUUAUAAUACAUUUUUUAGAAACUUUAUCUAAAGUAAUCAUUAUUUUAUUAGAGUUUAUUCGCAUAUGUUUCUUCAAAGACGCGUUCGCCUUUGUGCCUUUACGUUUGCAAAAUUGUUUCACGUACUUCCCGUUUGUGUUAGCCCGACACGGUAGAAACUUACGAAAUCUCAAAAAGGAGCGCUCUAAAAAUGAUCGCGAGAUCUUGUCGCGAGGGCGUUGGGUAGUUUCGUAGCGCCCGUUACAAGAAGGCGAUAAUGUGACGAGAAAUAUAUGUAGGGAUGAAAAACGAAUGAGAGAGAGAGAGAGAGAAAGAGAGAAGAAAAAAGAGGAACCUCGAUGAGUGACGAGAAGAGAAAGAACCGUUAUGAGAAUGGGAAAAAAAAAAAAACAGAAACACUUCGUCCGCGCCGCUCGAAUAGAAUUGAAACUUGUUCGAUGAAUUUUCGAAAUGCGAUGUGAUUUAUUAUAUUCGAUAGCGACUGAUUAUAACAAGCGUGUUUAUACUCGACGUCUAUCGCAUGAUCUAGGAUCGUCCUGAGAUUGAGUGAAUCUCGACCAUUGUCUUUUAGAUGAUUUGUCGACAUGCGCUCAAAAGCGAUUAGAAUCAUUUUAAAUUUAUCGAUCAGCAGAUCUGUUCUUCCAAAGUGGUUUGUGAAACAAACCUGUGAGGAAAAAUAGAAAGAAUCUAAAAACGAUUCUAUUGAAAGAUGAAAAAUGUUACCAGUGUUAAUAACACGAUGACGAUAAUAUUCGAUCCGAAGAAAAGAAUUCAUAUCAAGCGAUGUCUUGCCAUAUCAAAUUCAACUUAAUCGCGUGAUAUUUCCAACACGAAAAUAGAUUCGAAAUAUAUAUAUAUAGACAGAAUGCAUCAUAUUACUUUUAAUACGAAUAAUUUUUAUCGAGUGUGAGAACAUAAGACCAGACGAGAUGUCGCGACGAAAAUUAUCACUGCCCCUAUAAAUACUUUAACUUCGUUCAAAGGCGUCAAAUGGCUAGAGACGAUCCGCGAUCAAUAUUUUAGUAUUAAAGCGCAUUGAGUAUAUACACGCCGAUCAAAAUAAUAUCAUACGUCCGCGCAUGCACAGGCUAAUUUACCGCGACGUGGGCCGCUAAGACCGAUCCAUUUUCCAGUUCGUUUGCGCAUCGUUUCGCGAUAUUUCGCGAGAAUAUCAUGUUUUUAUAAAAAAUUGCAUGUUUUAGAAAUGUAGAAAAAAUUUAUAAACAUUCCAAAGAGAUUUUAAUAUUCAGAUAUAAAAUUAAUUUCUUUUUUGAAAAUUCUUGAAAUUAAUAAGAUACCUCGAUUUCUCUAUUAAACGUUUAUUCACGUUUACGACAUAUGGAAGACAUUUGCUCUAUAUAAAAAAUGGUAAAUGUUUACAUUGACUUAUACCUCAUGGAUCGUUUUCAUUUUUACAUAUAUCAUAGAAGGCACAUUUCUAAAUAACUCACUUUGAAUUUUGUGGCGCUCUCUUCUGGUUCCAGAGAUAUGCAAUUUUAAAGUUUCACAGUUUUAAUGCUUUUUCUGUUAUAAAAUAAGGAAAAAUAAAGUUUAUAUACGUUGUAUUUGUGUAAAGCAGACGUGGAAAAAGUGUUUAUUUAUAUUUCUGGGGACGAAGCUUCUUGGAUUUUUCCACUUCCCACACGAAGCGAGAUUCAACGCAGAUUUAUGUGUCUAGUUUCUUGAUAGUGGAGCCCCCCCUCCCCUUCCCCCGCACGGCGAACGGAACACACUGUCGCCAUGCGUAUACUUUUUAAUGCGUAAAUAUAAAGUGGAAAGUUGUAAAUCCAUGUAGAAUCUUACUUCGCAUUAAAAAAUAUAUGCGUGGAGAUAGUAUGUUCCGCCCCUCCUCCCCCUGCUUGAUAUGAAUUCUUUCCACUAUCAAAAAACUAGAGUAUGCACUACGUAGGUUUGCGUUGAACCUCGCUUUGCGUGGAUUAGCAAUUGAGUAAAGUAGACAAAAAAAAGAAAUUCUUAAGUAAAAAUGUAUACUGACAGUGACGCAAAUGUAAACAAAAAAAAAGAACAUAAACACGUGAGAUAUAGUGAUAAGAUCAUAGAAAUAAAUGCGAAAAUUAUGAUAUUUCAAAAUAUCGCAUAUCUCGGAAACCAGAAGAGAGCGCCGCAAAAUUCAAAGUGCGUGUUACUUAGGAAUGUGCCCUCAAUAAUACAUGUAAAAAUGAAAACAAUCCGUGAGGUGUAAGUUAAUGUAAACAAUUACCUAAAAGAUUUAUAAAUAUACACGUAUAAUAUAAUCUACACAAGUUUUAUAGAUAUUUUAAAUAUCUUACUUUGAUUCUUUUUCGAAAUGAAUUUUUUUAUGGAUUAUUGAAUGUUUCAUAGAUAUUUAAUAAUAAGCGGAUACUUUCGAUAAUUCCCUUUUCGAUAACAUUUCGCGUAUUAUAAUGACGGUUUUGGCCCGCGGCGUGCUGCCUCUGAGCAUGAUCGGUUGUAUAAUUUAGCGAACGAGCGUACGGCUUUCCGGUGGGUGCUCACGCGCCCCCCGCGAAUUUGCUUUCUUCUCGCAAGUGUACUAGAAGAAAUAUACUGUUUUUUAUAAUAUUAUAUAUAUAAAUAAAUCUAUAUAUAUAAAUAUAUAUAUAUAUAUAUAUAUAUAUAUACAAACGAACAGAAAUAUAUAUAUGUAUAUGUGUACGCGCGCAAAUACGUUGCACAUGGGUGUUGAAUAUUGAACAAGUUUCAGCUCGCACGAACGAGGGGCGCACAUAAAACGAAUAGGGCGUAAGUUCUCGUUGAGAUAAUAUUUGGAAGGAAAGUCCUGAAGAGAGAUAUGAGAAAGGCAGAGAGAAAGAGAGAGAGAGAGAGGGAGAGAAGAAGGAAAGAGAGAGAGAGAGAGAGAAAAUAUACAUCGUAAAAUACGAGGACACCGGCAGGAGACGAACGAUUCGUUAGAAUAUCUACGAUUCAUGUGAUUGUAAAUAACAUAAUAUAGCGUAUAAAUAACGUAACGUUAAUUAAUGAUAUGCCGUACGUGUUACACACUAAAGAAACAAGAAAAAAAAAAUAAACUAAAUAACGUUACUGUGUAAUUUUUCGGAUCGUAAAACACGCAUUGGAAUGGGUCUGGCCGCCUGUGCUAACCGGCUCGGGUAUCACGCACGGUAUCGCAAAAGGCGAGACGGGAGAUUUUCUCGAUCGAAAAGCAAAAAGAAAAAAAAAAAAAAAAAAGAAA
Messenger RNA from Cataglyphis hispanica, 5337 nucleotides. RefSeq names its product neurotrimin-like. The transcript is spliced from 5 exons. Lineage: Eukaryota; Metazoa; Arthropoda; Insecta; Hymenoptera; Formicidae. Bases 713 to 1624 code for a protein of 303 amino acids. Gene Ontology annotation, cellular component: neuron projection membrane. Gene Ontology annotation, biological process: synapse organization. The record is from RefSeq and is a predicted model, not a curated record.